AUGACCAAGGUCAUGGGCGAAGGCUCGCUCACAAAGUGCGCUGGCUGCUGGUCGUACCUCUCGGAGCAGAGGAACCCAUCCCUUCAAAUCCUUUACAUGUUCUUUAUUACAGGAUCAAUUGGGACAUUCAUGGUAUGCGGAUUCGAUCUCCUGGAUGCAACAAACCUAGCCCCGAUUCACAAGCAGUUCGUGAUCCCCGCCAUGAUUGCGUUCACAUAUGCCUGCUUUUUUAUCGCCUCGGCUAUCGGACCUGGUGAAGUCAAUACCCGGAAUGUGAGGCGCGCCCUGGACGUGUACCCCUACGACCAUCUUUUAUUCGACCCCAAGAAGUGCGGAACAUGCAAGAUUCAAAAUGCCGUCCAGGUGUGCUGGUAUGGCACAUUCCUCAUCUACAAGAUCUUUUGCUCCAGGAUGUACGACUCGCCCAUGUACAGGUUCCUUCUCCACACCGGCCGUUGGGAGCAGCUUGGCUUUAUGAAGGACUACCACAUCUUUAUUUAUCAAAUGCAGACGGACAAGUCACUGGGCGCACUGGGAGUGUUUGCAUCACUGGCAGGAUUGGUCAUCUUCAUCUUCCUACUCUACAACAUAUAUCUGAUUGCUACAGGUGUGACCACCAACGAGACGUUCAAGUGGGAGGACAUUGGCGAGAUGAUCGACAGGAAAGAGCUGGUCGAGGUGAUCGAGACCGACGCGGCUGGGAAGCAGAUUGGACCCAAGCGGUAUGAGCAGCGCGAUCGCCGCCACCCAAGUCAUCCUCGCUAUGUUGGUCCACCAGUUCAGGAAGAACCUAGCCCGAAGCUAGCCCAAUCGUCGAGGCCCGUUAUCGAGGUCGAGAAGGUGGUCGGCAAGAUGAGGGAGAUUGACAAUAUCUAUGACCGAGGGGUUGUUGCCAAUAUCAAGUCGAUCAUCUUCCCGCCCAAUCUCGACAAGCCAAUUGCUAAGCCCUUGUCAAUCGCCAGUAAGGUGGCCAAGAGUGCCAGCAUGAGCCCCGUCUCUGUUGAAUCAUUUCCUCUCCUCGCACCACAUCACGUCACUUUGGAGUCCAACACCACCAUCACCAACAGCAGCAGCACGGACUCUGAUGACCCUUCCCAAGGCUCAACAGCCACCACUUCCACCAUCACAUCUGCCGCUCUGCCACACACAACCUCGCCCAACAACGACCUAACAACUAUCCGUACACCCACCCCGGCCCUGAGCGAGAACAAGAACAAUAACACCAUUGACGCUUCUUCCUCCAGCGAGCCUUCCUCGUCGUCUAUCAAGAAGGAACCCUCGCCACCAAUACCAGUAACAGCAGCCGCAAUACCAUCUCCUCCACCUGCCGACACUCAAACAGUACCCGACAGCGAUCACGCCCGUACCAUUAGCAAGGACACACCAAAUGCGACGCUGGAGCACAUUCUUGCGCAGCUGAAGGAACAACCCGAGCGAGCUAUCACUAUCGCCUCCGUCGUGGGCGGUCUAAUUGUUGUCCGGUAUAUCCUGCCUCGAAUCGGCUGGGCUACCUUCUUUGUCGGGGUGUUGGGAAUGGGCUUUGGCGGUUUUAUUGUUGCCUUUUAUCUCCUCGCAGUUCCAGAGGCGACACGGCUCAAGCGCGCUUCGUCAGUCGCAAAGUUUGGCAGACACCAUGACCAGCGCUUCGAGAUAGUGGAUGGCGUUCCUUCAUGGUCAGAGAGCCACGAAAAACUCCUGACCAUCACGCCUUUGCCAGAGGCUAAAGACUCUGACCUUCAGCAUGUCACCAUCUCACCCGAUAUUGAUCCAAUGGUGGAGGACAUGAUCUCGUACGCUCUGCGAGACUUUGUGAAUGUUCCCGUCGGCCUUGUUUCUGAGGGGCAGCAUAAUGUCCCUUUGCGAGCAUCCAUGGUCGCCAUGGCCAUGAACCUUACCAGCAGAUUCUCCAACGUGCGCCUUCCAGAGACCGCGCUUUUGGCUGUCUUUGGCCUGCAAAACAAUUUUAUUGUCCACUUGCGUGCAUACCGCGAACUACGUGCUAGCCGACUGCCGAUUGAAACCUAUGUAGCAGCGCACGCCAACCCGGAUUCGGUCAUUGGCCGAUGCUAUCACAAGGAGGAACGGCAGAAGCAACUCAGGAGCACUGCCAAAGCCAUUUGCCAGGCACUACUCCCCAAGGGCGACCAGCAAUCCAAGGCCCUGUUUGCAGUCAUGCAGGAGAUCAUGGCAUCCCAUGUCCUUGAGUCGACACUCGAUUACGUCUGCGACCCCGACUUUAUCAACCUCUCCAUCAUCGACUACUUCACCACUUCGGCUACUGAGCAAAAGGACGGGGCAGCGGCAUCCGAGGCAGCACGGUCUACUACGCGGGAAGCCAAACUGGAGGAGGCGCCCAUCAGCUCCCUUGCUGACUCUAUCCUGAUGAACGCCGCCCACUUGAUGGACAAGACUUCUCGCGACCCUCAGGAGUCAGGACCAGCUAUUCAGAAGCCAACGCCACAGCAUACCAUACCCUUCUUGGACACAUCAGUAGCCAGUAGGUCUCUUGAAGCUCCUCGGUCAGCCCAAGUGUCGACUCCUCGGUCAGCGUCUGUCGCCCAGGACAAGCAUUUUAUCGCCCAACCCAAGCCAUCUGUUUCCUUGAAAGACGUUCUCUCUCACAAGAACGAACACAUGGACAUUUAUCAAGAGUUCAUGGCCUACAUACAAGUUUGGGACGCUAUGGACUUGGUGCAGUUUUGGGUCAUGAUCGACAUUUUCCAUCGACAGAUCGAGCAGGGUACAUUCGCUAAUCCGGAGGACCUUCGACGGGAAGCCAACAAUAUCUUUGAGAGCUACUGUGGUCAGGAUCCGGAGCAGCAGGUGACGGGCAUUCGUGAUGCCAAGGGAGGCGCGGUGCUAAAGAACCUCAGGAAAAACAUUCGACCCAACCCAGCCUAUUGCUUUGCCGAGCCGCAGGAGUGGGCAAUGAGUGUUCUGGAUCAGCAGUACUGGGAGCCGUUCAAGAGUAAGCAGGAGAGGGAGACUGCCGCCAUCGAGACUCCGCAGAAGUCAGCAUCAGAGCCACCAGAGCAGCAGCAGCAUCCACAACAACUCGUGGACGAUGCUGCACCCCGGCCAUCCCUGGCAUCUAUGAGGAGCUCGUCUUCGUUGUCGUUGGCUGCUUCACCAAUUGAUAUCGAGAGCGUCGUGGAGCGUACAACACCAACACAACAGCCACCAUCGGUUCCAAAGCUUUCUGUUCAGGCGAUCAACUUGGCUGACAUGGUCAACCGUCGUCCCAAGACAUUGAUGUCCAACUCGGAUCUGAGCUACAUGGUCGAGGUCCAGACGCAUGCAGGACAAGGCUGGAUGGUGACGAGAACAUUCCAACAACUGGAGCAACUCCAACAGGCGCUCUUGCAGCAGUAUCCAGUCGUACAGCGGUCGAUUUUCCCGCGGUGGAGACUCCAGCCUAGCGACAAAGUCUGUCUCGGUCUCCAAAACUUUAUGCGGGCCAUGUUGGCGAUUCCCGAGGUCAGCGAGUCAAUGAGUUUGAGUUGGUUCUUGAGCAAGGAUUUCGACCAGUGCUCCGUCAGUGUUCAGGAAGCAGGACUCUUCCGCAACUCGAUGCCAUCCACUAGCAACCCUCUGGCCGAAUCUGGAAAGGCAAUCGGCUUGGCCGCCUCUCAAGGCGCCAAAACCGCUCUCCGUCAGGCGAGUGAGGCGUCAUUGUCGGCAGGAAGAUUCUUCAAGUCGAUCGGAGCAGCCGUGACGAAUGGAACCUCGGCAAGCAGCCCUCAAUUGACGCCCAUGUCGGAGGAGAAGAUUGCCAGGGGAUCAUUCGACAGUGUCAGGAGUUCAAGCAGCACGUUCACUUUGCCAGAGCGCCAACAACACAAUGCAGGACAGCAUAUGACACCAGGAUCGACACCAGUGCCGAACGGCUCUCAUUCGACACCAAUGUCUGGAACGGAAGGGCCAAGGAGCGACACCCCCUCACGGUUUUCGUCAUCUCUUCGCGACGAGGCUACCCAGUCCCCCAUUGCCACCAAUCCACCCGCUCAAGAAAUUUCUGCGCUCACCUCGCCCGUGCCUACCGCCGCAACAAGAAAGUCGGAUGCUUCAGGCUUUGAAAGUAGCCCCCACACUGGGUUUGGUAGUUUACCCAGCCCCAGCAAUACUCAGGAUUCACUGCCAGGUCAGGGCCGAUCAACCCCCACCCCAGUGUCUUUACCUGAGUCCACACCGACCAUUGCACCUACACCAUCUACAUCACCCUCUGUCACCACCCCCACGACAACGAGCGCCCCGACUGCAGGAGCUCCACCACUGCCCAAGAAGAAGAUGGCGCUCCUAUCAAACGACGAACUGGACCUGCUGAUUGAGACAUCCUUCACGGUCCUGGAGGAUAUUAUGGAUUUCUCAAAGGGCCAGUCCAUCCGCCGUAUGACAUUUGGAGUGCUUCGGGAACUGGUCCGCAAGUCAUAUCGCGUAGCGAUCAACCAGAGCUUCUCGACAUGGGUCGAACAAAGUACCAGCCACGAGAGUACUGUCGAUAUGGUACGGUGGAUGAAGGAGGAUCUGCUGUGGCCGAAUGGAGAGUGGCCUGUUGUUCCUCCUACCCCUGUGGCGGCAGCAGUGGCGGCUGGAAAUGAGGAUACGGCAGAGAAAGAUAUUAUCCGAAUGGGCGACGACAGCUAUGAGAUUGGGAGCGAUGGUAUUGCGGUCAAGGUCCAGCCCUCCAACAACAACAACAACAACAACAACAACAACAACAACAACAACAACAACAACAACAACAACAACAACAACAACAACAACAACACCUCCAGCAAAACGACAGACACAACAGCAGCAACAACAACGGUACCGGUGCCUGCAGCAAGGACAGAGAAGGAAAAGGAGGUGACGCGGGAGAAGGCACGAGAGUUGGUCAAAAUCAUGCUCCCUGGGUCCUUGGUCACUGUGCUCGGAAAGGAGGCUGUGCUUCGCGGUUUGGUUGAUGUCUUUGAGAUGAUGCAGAUCAAGGAGUUGAACCUGGGUCUUGCCCUCAGUGUCCUCGAGAUGACUGUGCGUUUGACCCUUUCUCGCUAG
Linnemannia hyalina is the source of this 5037-nucleotide messenger RNA. NCBI's taxonomy places the organism in Eukaryota, Fungi, Mortierellomycota, Mortierellomycetes, Mortierellales, Mortierellaceae. The record is from the annotation of a GenBank genome assembly.